UGCGCAUUCCCAAAUUCAUUGUGCCGUCGUCUCUUCUGCUAAACCCUAAGCUCGAGCUAAUCUGAAAAAACCACCCAGCAACCGAAACACUCUGGUGUUUACUCCUCUCCUCUCCAAACCCUGAAAAAUCGAGAGGCGGAAUCUCCCCCUGUGACACAAAUCUCUCGCCGAUCUUCGCCGCUGGACGCCUGGACCUUUUCCUGGGACGCAAAUUGAGAGGUGUAAUCGAGAGGAUAUGAGAGGGCGCUGCGAUGACUUGGGUGGCUUUGAGAGGGGUCGAGUCCCCUGCUCGCCCAAUUGACUAGAUCUGCCCCUUUUUGUCGCGUCGGCAGCCGUGGUGAGGUUGGCGGCUCACUGGGUCGGGUUUGAAGAGAUGGAUGGUGGCGAUUUGUCUAUCUGAGAAAGGUAGAGAUGGAGGAGACAGAUCUCAUUUUAGAUCCAGGCGAAGAUGGCAAGGAGGCAACGGUGGAGCUUUGUGCGGGUGGCGGGAGACAGAUCCUUUCUUCGAAGGUUUCGAUCUGGUGGGCGGCAGGAGGCGGAAGCUGGUGACUCUUCAUCUGCUCAGGGAAGCUGUCAACGUCGCUGCUGCGGUUGAUCUUCCUUGCUUCUCCUUGAAACCAGAAGGGGGAAUUGAGAAGGGGUGAGAAGGUGAGGAGGAAGAAGGGGGAUGUCUCGUUUUGGUGAGGGGAAACAAAUAAUAAGGAUGGAGAAGGAAGAAGGAGAUUUGAGGGUUGGUUGGGUUCCAUUUUUUUUUUUUUUUUUCACUCCUGUUCGUUGAGACAUGAGAGAAAGAGUGAAUAGAAAUAUGAUGAGAAGAGGAAUAGAGGGCUGCCAAAUUUUGGGCGGUCAAAAGUUUGGGCGCUCAUUAUCAAAAAAUUUAGAUUAGAACU
Molecule: messenger RNA, 890 nt
Organism: Linum trigynum
Lineage: Eukaryota; Viridiplantae; Streptophyta; Magnoliopsida; Malpighiales; Linaceae
Source: the annotation of a GenBank genome assembly